AUGACAUCGGAGAAAACUCAAGAAGCUGCUCCACAACAAUUUGAUUUUCCGGUUUCCGGAUUUUGUCCAGCCCUCCAGAGCAAAUCCACCGGCGGGAAUCAUAAUUUCGGGGUUCCGGUCAAACUCAUAGAGGCAAUAGCCAUGGCUGAUUCUCAGUCGGGUUCCGAUGCUUUCAGCUUGCGGAUUGUUUCGAUCGACUAUUACAUGGCUUCUCCGAUCCCUGGAUAUGAUAUUUGCUACAGUACCUUCCAAGGUGGAGAGGUAAAAGAAGUGCCUGUUAUAAGGAUAUAUGGCUCCACACCUGCUGGUCAGAAGACUUGCUUGCACAUUCAUCGUGCUUUACCAUAUCUCUAUAUUCCAUGCUCGGAUAUUCCACUUGAUCAUCAUAACGGAGUUGAUGGAAAUAUAGCUGCUUUGUCCCUUGAGUUGGAGAAGGCUCUAAAGCAUAAGGGAAACGCUGCUUCGAAAAGGCAACAUGUCCAUGAUUGUGAGAUUGUUAGAGCAAAGAAGUUUUAUGGGUACCACUCAACGGAGGAGGCAUUUGUGAAGAUUUAUCUCUACCAUCCACACGAUGUGGCUCGUGCUGCCAGUCUUCUUCUGGAAGGUGCUGUUCUUGGUAAAAGUUUGCAGCCUUACGAGUCUCAUAUUCCUUUUCUCCUCCAGUUUCUGGUGGACUAUAAUUUGUAUGGAAUGGGUCAUGUCCAUAUAUCAAAGAUGAAGUUCCGUAGCCCUGUGCCUCGCCAUUUCCGUCCAAGGAGAUUUGAUAUGGAUGAUUGUGUGGGAAAAGGGAUUGACGAAGUGGCUAGCACAAAGGCAGAUUCAAGUGCUUCUGCAAGCGUCAGUUUCCCUGUUUGGACCUUGUCAACAAUCCCAGGUCAAUGGAUGUGGAAUCUCUCUGAAGAAUCUGAUACAACGUUGAGCCAGAGCCAGCAUAACAACCAUUACAGACGUCAGAGUCUCUGUGAACUUGAGGGAGAUGCAACUAUUAACGAUAUUCUCAAUCAACAGUUAAAAAUGUACAACUCUCUCUCACAAGCCAAAUCUGAUACUAAAAUGGUCCAGUCGCUUGUGGCAAUUUGGGAGGAGGAGUAUGAAAGGACUGGCGUAAAUGACGCACCGAUACCUCCUGAUCCUGGCAAACCCUCUGCAGCGGAUGUGCUGAAGACAAUGUCAGAUUAUGUUGGGCUUGGGAGUUUGCUAAAAGAAAUGCAUCACGAAGUUGGAUUGUCUCCGUCUGAGAUAAAGCCAACUGCAGUAUCUUCAGCUGGUUCAGAUAUGUGUGCCAAACCUGAAACUACGGAUCUGCAGGUUUUGAAUGAUAUGGUUGGUACACGCAGUGAGGUCCCUGCAUCAGCAGAGCUUUCUCCACUUGAUGAGAGAAGUGGAGAAGCAUCAAUGGAAAAUGAUACACCUGCUGAAAUACAGGAUGCUGAAGCAUUGGGUCUCUUUAAGUGGUUUGCCUCAUCCCAGGCUGCAGAGGAUAUAAACUCUGAUGAUGAAAUUCUCCGGGAAACAAUCCUUAGUCCUCUGUUGCCUAAAGCGUCCGUUAACAAGGUUCUUGAAAUGGCUAAUACAGAUUAUGUGAGCCAAUCCCAAAAGGAAUGUCAAGACAUUCUCGAUUCUCAGGAGGAUCUACCAGACUUUGGAAGUUCGACAAAAAGAGCAGUAGAUACUAAUCUUGAGAGCCAGAACCCGAUAACUUCAUCAGACAAACCAUCUCUUGACACAGAAGUCUCUGAUGAUGUUCCAAAUAUCUCAACUUCAAAUGCCUCAAGCGAAAAUUCAUUCCAGAGAUACAGAAGGAGUGAAGUAGUGGAGAAUAAGAAUAGGAGCUUCUCUAGGAGCAACAAGCGUAGCAAAUCUGUAUGGGGAGCUUUGCCUUUUCCGUCGACAAAAAACCUUCAAAAGGACUUUGACAGUGCAAAUGCUAGUGGUAAACUUGGUUUGGCAAAGAUUAGUUCUGACCCUAUGAACGAGAUGAAAGAUUCUUUUAAUGUUCCAGUCACAAAACAUCAAGCAGAUGUUUGUAACACGAAGGACAAAAAUGUUUUGGCUGGAUGUUCGCUGCGGGACUUGAUGAGAAAGAAACGGAUCUGCCAUGGAGAAUCGCCUGUUUCACAACAUACGAAGAUUAGGAAAGUUCUACCACAGAUUAGAGACUCUCUGCACGGGAAGAACAAGGAGUGUGCGGCUUCCUUGAGAUCUGAGGCCAAGAAACAAGGUCCUGCUCUUUCUGCAGAAUUCAGUGAAUGUUACUCUGGCAAUGCUCCUCAAACUUUAUCUCCUAUAGAUGCUGGAAAUUCUCAACCUCAUAGAUGUUUGGCUAAAGAGACAGAAGAUCAAACAAGUGAUGAAGUUUCGAGGAAUCUUGAUGCAGUUCCACUUAGCAAGGAAUCAACAACUAUGGAAUCAGGAUUACUGGUGUGUAGCAAUAAACUUGUUGGGAUUGAUAGAUUUAAUGUCCAAAAGUCUGGGGAUGAGCAAGAGCCAACUGCGAAUGUAAUUGUUGAGACAGAAAGAUUACUAUGCCUAACACUAAGCAAGAAGCCUCCUUCUCUCGAUUUCCUUCGUGAUGGACUGCAAGAUUCUUCACAUUCUCGAUUUCACAAUGCCCGGGACAAACAGCAUGAUGGAUGUGAGGGGAUUUCCAAGGAGAUUCCUUUUUUCUCCUUGGAGGACACCGAAGCCAACGAGGAGGAGAAGAACAACGUCUUCCAAGGAGCUUCCCUUGGUAUUCCCUUGCAUCAUCUCAACGACGGCUCCAAGCUUUACCUACUGACCCCUGCCCUUUCACCCCCUAACGUGGAUUCUGUUUCACAAUGGAUAUCGACUGACAAAGGCCCAGGAGACUUUGAGAUUGAAUCAGAAGAUCAUAUUGAUUGUGAUAUUGCUUCCGCAUCUAAUGUAGUGUCUGUUUCCGAGCACGUGGAGCAGCAACAGAAUGUUUUUGUGAAUUCAGAUACGGCAUCUAAGAUAGAUCUGAAAAGGAAAGGAAAGUUUGUUAACCUUAAUUUGCAGACCAGUGUUUCACAAGAGAUGUCUCAGCUUUCAGGUCCUGAUGGGAAAUCAAGGCCCACUCCCUUAAGUCAAACUGGAUUUCGAGAUCCUGCGAGCAUGGGGGCUGGGCAACAGCUUACUGUGCUGAGUAUAGAGGUUCAUGCAGAGUCUAGAGGGGAGCUGCGACCUGAUCCACGAUUUGAUUCUGUCAAUGUCAUAGCUCUCGUCGUGCAGAACGACGACAGUUUUGCAGCUGAAGUAUUUGUGCUUUUAUUUAGUCCAGAUAGCACGCACCAGAGAAAUGUUGAUUGCCUAUCUGGAUGCAAGUUGUCUAUCUUCGUUGAAGAGAAGCAACUGCUUAGUCAUUUUAUUGAGACUUUAUGUAGAUGGGAUCCAGAUAUUCUUGUGGGCUGGGAUAUACAGGGUGGAUCCCUUGGUUUUCUAGCAGAAAGGGCUGCACAGCUUGGUAUAAGAUUUCUCGAUAAUAUAUCACGGACGCCAUCUCCGACCAAGACAAAUGAUUCAGAAAAUAAGAGAAAUCUUGGUAAUAGUCUGCUGCAAGAUCCGUUGGUAGCUGAUCCUGUUGCUCAAGUACAAGAAGUGGUUAUUGAAGAUGAGUGGGGCCGCACACAUGCUAGUGGUGUUCAUGUUGGAGGUAGAAUAGUUCUCAACGCGUGGCGUUUGAUUCGUGGGGAAGUAAAACUCAACAUGUACACAAUGGAAGCUGUCGCAGAGGCUGUCUUGAGGCAAAAGAUUCCAUCAAUCCCCUAUAAAGUAUUGACACAGUGGUUUUCAAGUGGUCCUGCUGGUGCAAGAUAUCGAUGCAUAGAAUAUGUGAUUCGUCGAGCAAAUUUGAACCUUGAGAUAAUGAGCCAACUUGACUUGAUUAAUCGUACAUCAGAACUUGCUCGUGUUUUUGGCAUCGACUUUUUCUCUGUUCUCUCCCGAGGUUCCCAAUACAGAGUGGAGUCCAUGCUUCUGAGAUUAGCACAUACAAAAAAUUAUCUUGCUAUUUCUCCAGGAAACCAACAGGUUGCUUCUCAGCCAGCUAUGGAAUGUGUACCUCUUGUAAUGGAACCAGAAUCUGCCUUCUAUGACGAUCCUGUUAUUGUGUUGGAUUUUCAGUCUCUUUACCCUUCAAUGAUUAUAGCAUAUAAUCUGUGCUUUUGUACAUGUGUCGGAAAACUUGCACAUUUGAAGAUGAACACCCUUGGGGUCAGCUCAUACUCUCUAGACCCUAAUGUUCUUCAGGAUUUAAAUCAGAUCCUGCAGACCCCAAACAGUGUGAUGUACAUGCCACCAGAGGUGCGCAGAGGAAUAUUACCAAGGCUACUAGAGGAAAUUCUAUCUACAAGAAUAAUGGUGAAAAAAGCAAUGAAAAAGUUGACUCCUUCAGAAGCAGUUCUUCAUCGGAUAUUUAAUGCGAGGCAGCUUGCUCUAAAGCUGAUAGCAAAUGUGACUUAUGGAUAUACUGCUGCGGGCUUCAGUGGUCGAAUGCCUUGUGCAGAGCUGGCAGAUAGUAUUGUCCAGUGUGGUCGUAGCACACUUGAGAAGGCUAUUUCGUUCGUCAAAGCAAAUGAUAAAUGGGAUGCUAGAGUUGUAUAUGGCGACACUGAUAGUAUGUUUGUCCUCCUCAAAGGACGAACUGUAAAAGAAGCUUUUGUAAUCGGACAAGAGAUUGCAUCUGCAAUAACUGAAAUGAAUCCACAUCCAGUCACUCUAAAGAUGGAGAAAGUCUAUCACCCUUGUUUCCUUCUUACGAAGAAGCGGUAUGUUGGGUACAGUUAUGAGAGUCCUGAUCAGACCGAGCCUACAUUUGAUGCAAAAGGUAUCGAAACUGUUCGAAGAGACACUUGCACAGCUGUUUCAAAAACGAUGGAGCAGUCGUUGAGACUCUUCUUCGAAACGAAGAACAUCUCUAAGGUUAAGUCAUACUUGUAUAGGCAGUGGAAACGGAUACUACAAGGGAGAGUGUCUCUACAAGAUUUUAUCUUUGCAAAAGAAGUUCGAUUGGGGACUUAUAGCACAAGAGACUCUUCACCCCUUCCUCCAGCAGCUAUUGUGGCAACCAAAUCAAUGAGAGCAGACCCUCGGACAGAGCCACGUUAUGCUGAAAGAGUGCCUUAUGUUGUGAUCCAUGGGGAGCCAGGAGCCCGACUCGUUGAUAUGGUGGUGGACCCACUGGUUCUUCUGGACAUUGAUUCACCCUACCGGUUGAAUGACUUAUACUACAUCAGCAAACAAAUUAUCCCAGCUUUGCAAAGAGUUUUUGGACUCGUGGGUGCAGACUUAAACCAGUGGUUUUUGGAGAUGCCCCGUCCCACCAGAAGCUCCCUUGGCCAACGUCCCUUAAACUUUAAAAACUCACACAAAGCUAGAAUUGAUUCUUUUUAUCUCUCGAAACAUUGUUUCUUGUGUGGAGAAGUUGUUCAGGGAUCUGCUCAGCUUUGCAACCGGUGCCUGAAAAAUGAAAGUGCUGCUACUGCAACCAUUGUUUGGAAGACUUCGAAAUUGGAGAGAGAGAUGCAACACCUAGCCGCGAUAUGCAGACACUGUGGUGGGGGAGACUGGGUGGUGCAAUGCGGAGUGAAAUGCACUUCUCUUGCGUGCUCAGUCUUUUACGAGAGACGGAAAGUUCAGAAAGAGCUUCGUGGCCUCUCCUCCAUUGCUGCUGAGAGUGAGCUUUACCCUAAAUGCAUGGCUGAGUGGUUCUGA
Molecule: messenger RNA, 5712 nt
Organism: Microthlaspi erraticum
Lineage: Eukaryota; Viridiplantae; Streptophyta; Magnoliopsida; Brassicales; Brassicaceae
Source: the annotation of a GenBank genome assembly